AAUCUGUUUGGGUACGAGUCCUGCUCCUCGGUGCCAUAGAAAGAAGCUAAAUAGUUGCUGUUGUAGAAAAUCCUUGUGGAAUGCCAAACUCUUCCAGUACAUUAAGAUUUUUGGGGCAACUGUGCAGAGAGUUGAAAAGAAAUGAAUUUGCUGAACUUUGGGCCAAGGUCGCUGAUCAGAAUUUUGCAAUCCGCAAUUGUGUUUUCGGUAUUUUCGUCAAUGUGGCUGCUUCAACGAUCGGAAACAUCGAGAACCCUAGUGAAUGACGUAGACGUAGAAGUGUGGAGGGUCGGGCUCCGGAAAGGGAAAGACUUCGCUUUGGCUGAAACGAUACAAAAAAGGAACAAAGUUCUGUUGUCUCGUCGUCUAGACAUCACGGAAACUCCUAUUCAAAACGUUAUUGGCUUUCCCUCAAAAAAUCGGAGCGAGCUUUCAGCACCACAAUCAGCUCACUUACAAGAUGUGCUUGCUAAUCCUGAGAAAGAAAAACGCCAAGAGGGUUCAUAUGCAGCUGUCACAAAAGACCAGUCAGUGGAUUCGGAGAAUGAAGAAAAACAGAUGGAAGAUAUAGCGGGUAACUCUUUUCGUGACGGCAAAAGAAAAGAUGACGUAGGAUCCGAGAGUCACAUUGAAAGUUACGAAGGUAGCUCAGCCGGGGCUAAUAAUGAUCGAAAUGAAUUGGUCACGACGAGGGAGCAAAUUUAUGAUAAUAAAGAAAAACAGGUGGAAGAUACAGAGAGUAACUCCAAUGGCGACGGCAAAGGAAAAUAUGACGUGGGAUCAGAGGGCCGCAUUCAAAGUGACGAAGAUAGACCAGCUGGAGCAAAUAAUAAUGGAAAUGAAUUGGUCACGACGAGGGAGGAAACUUAUGAUUGGGGUCAAUGGGAUGUUCCAUCUGAUCUAGUGGGUGAUCGGCAGGGAAACGAACCAAAAAUUUUAUGGGGGAUCGCAAGUGCAUUUGGGAGUGACAUGGAAAGGCGAAGGCGGGAGGUUAUGAGAAAAUCAUAUUUGUCUUUCUACAAAAACAAUGUCCAUCUUGUCGAUAAUCCCGAUCGCAUUUGCUCAUUGAUUGAUGUUAUGGAGAAAAAAGUUGAAUUCGACAAGUGUCAAAUGGUGUACACCUUCUUCAUGGGUGGAAAUCCCGAUGGAGAGGAAGAAAUGAUGCUUGGAACCGACUCACAGUCCUCUGAUUAUUUGGCUGAUACUUCUACGAUCCCUGACGCCGAACGCGAUUCAACUUACCUGAAUAUAAAGGAGAAUCAAUUUGGUGGAAAGAUGCAGUCAUGGUUUGCUUAUGCAUCCAGUAUAAUCAAUGAGGGCUUGGCCUUCGACUAUGUUGUCAAAGCCGAUAGUGACACCUUACUUUAUCCGACAAAAUUCCUAAAGGUUGUGAACCGAAAACUCCCAGCAAAUCCGGUUAGAAUUUAUUCGGGAGUAUCCGUCUCGAGAUUGCACUGUGGAUUCAGAAAGGACGAACAUUGCUCAAAAAUGAUAGACAAAUACUACAUGGGAGGUGCUGCAGAGAUUCUUUCUGCAGAUCUCGUUCAUCACGUUGCGUCACUAUCGUAUGAGAGAAGGCGAGAACUUGAAAUUACAGAUCACGAAGACAUAUCGAUCGGAAAUUUCGUAUUGAGUCAUCCCGAUCAUGUCACUCCGAUUGAACUCGGGUACCCAGGAAAAUUAGUACGGAACAAACCGCUUCUCUUGCCCUGGGUCUGGUCACAUGACAAAAAGACUAAGCAGCCAGGGAAAUGGCUAUCGAGAUGGCUAAAUUAUGAGAAAGACGAAAGAUGGCGAAAUUCAUCAAGUGAUAAUAUCAUGAUUGUAGCAGCUUCGAAGAAAUGUAGUCAGCUUGUCGACAAAGUGAUCAGACCGUCAUGUACGAAAGUUGGCAAGUCAAAAGUAGAGCACUGUGUUAUGAAUGGUUUUGGCGACAAAUCGGAGCUGCACAUCUCGAAACUCGCGACAAACACGUCAUCCUUCGUAUCGUCUACGGAGACAGUGGGUGAUGUCACUUCCGAGACAUGGAAUCAAAGGAUGGUCGUUACAGUUCAAAAUCCCAUUAAUGAGCUUCUCACCGAUUGGCUAGAUGGUCUAUCUCCAAGCAACAAUGCCGAAAUUGUUGUAAAUACUUCUCGGAACCGAAAAGCCUUAUUGCAAGUGAAAAGUUCUUCUAGCGAGAUUUUCGUCGUCCGAGCGGAACAUAUUUGGGACGACAUACUAUUUUUAGAAGAAAUAUUAGGGAAUCCAAACGCUCGCAAUAUCGAAGCGACAGAGUGGCCCUCACUCUCAGAUCCUGCUGUUGCAAUCAAAAUGAACAUUGCUGAAGGAAAACUAGUUUCGCUACAAAUGUGCUGUGCAUUGCAUGGGGAGAUUCGUGCAUAUAAUGAACUCCUUCUCCUUGGCAAGAAUCUAGAGGCACCAGAAAGCAAACUACAGGAGUCUUUGGACAGCACCUACAGAAGUUGUGGAGUCCAGAGUUCCCAUGAGCUAGAGGACAAGUGCAGAGCAUCAAAAACAUCAUUUGCUCAGGAAUAAUCGCCGGCAUCAUUGAAAUAUCGUGAGCUGUGUACAUACGACAUUAUUGAAUGAGUUACUCAAAAAACAAAAAUCCUCACUUCGAAACUCUGUUGACUUGCAGGUGCAUCGAAUUGCUGGCAAGCAGUCUGCUCUUCAAGUCACCCAACGUAUCAAUAUAAAUAGUUAGGAAUAGC
Molecule: messenger RNA, 2714 nt
Organism: Pseudo-nitzschia multistriata
Lineage: Eukaryota; Bacillariophyta; Bacillariophyceae; Bacillariales; Bacillariaceae
Source: the annotation of a GenBank genome assembly